GCACCGCGUAAAGCGCGCGCGCGCACGUAUUUUUUUUAUGGGGGUUUAUUUAUCGGGGCGCGCGUUGAGUUGGCACGGGCACGCGGUUGUCAUUUAAAUCCUCGGCUAUCCGUUGCCACAGUGCUUGCACCGCAGCAGUUUUGAGCAAGGCAUGCGAGCUAAUUUUCCUGACCACCAAGCAGACAAGGACGCGUUUUCAAUCUCUCAGCAUGGGAAACCUGGCGCUCUCCACCAGUUUUUUCAGGCAUGAUGCAACCCCCUUGGACCCGGUCCACUCAGAGAGCUUUGUAGCCAGAAGAAUUUGCAAUGGUGUAAUGUAUUACUACACUCCAAUGACUGCAGCUGAGAACCAGACGGUGUACGUUGCCAAAGACUCUCCGACCACAGAAGAUCUGCACCCCAUCUCAUCUUCAGUGUCCUCAGAAACACUUUCCCACACAGCUAUUUCCUCCCAGCAGCAUUUAGGUGCUGCUUCCCAUUCUCGCCCUCUUCUCCUCUUCUUCUCCUGGCUCGGUGCCCAACCUGGGGCCGUAGCCAAGUACAGGGACCUCUACCUCGACCGUGGUAUGGAUGUCCUCCUUGUCCAGAGCAGUGUUAUGCACUUCCUGUGGCCUCAAUGGGGGCUCAACUAUGGGUUGGAGAUUUUGAAUAUUUUAGAGGAGCCUCCUUUCACAGACAGGCUCAUAUUGGUUCAUGCAUCUUCCAUUGGUGGUUUCACUUUCACCCAGCUGCUCACCCACAUUACUCAGCAACCAAAGCAGCACGCUGGCCUGGCCCACAGAGUGAUAGGACACAUUUAUGACAGUCUAGUAGUUGGCUCCCUGGAUCACAUGGCGACAGGACUUGGCAAGACUUUGUUGCCCCGUUUAGAGGGCUUCAUCAAAACUACCGCCAUGCUCUACUUCAGGCUGUUCAAGUCCCAGACUGCAGACAUAUACGAGAACGGUGUCCAGGUUUUCUACAACAGCCCUGUUACUUCCCCAGCACUCUUCUUCUUCUGUGAAAAUGAUGCAAUGUGUAGCCCUGCUGUCCUGGAAAGACUGAUGGACUUCUGGAGGCGAAGGGGAGUGUCUGUUGACAGCAGGAAGUGGAAAAAGUCCACACAUGCCGCCCAUCUGCGAUGUCACCCAGAAGACUACCUUUCUACAUUGCAGCACUUUUUAAACUCCCUGUCUGUUCCUUCCCUUCAAUCUAACAUUUGAACUCUCUGGAAAUAAUUAACUUUUAACUAUUUUCAUUAUAUUUACUCACCAUAAACCCCUAUUUAAAGCAGAACGCAGUUUUAUCAAGAACGACUUUUAUGUUGUAGUUUGAGUUUGUUUGUUUUUUAUUUGAAAAACCAACUUGUGAACAUUUUCCUUAA
Messenger RNA from Cyprinodon tularosa, 1363 nucleotides. RefSeq lists its product as uncharacterized. The transcript is spliced from 3 exons. Lineage: Eukaryota; Metazoa; Chordata; Actinopteri; Cyprinodontiformes; Cyprinodontidae. Gene Ontology annotation, molecular function: serine hydrolase activity. The coding region runs from base 210 to 1202 and encodes 330 amino acids. The record is from RefSeq and is a predicted model, not a curated record.